This is a messenger RNA of Phaeodactylum tricornutum CCAP 1055/1, 270 nucleotides long. RefSeq lists its product with no specific name. The transcript has a single exon. Gene Ontology annotation, molecular function: protein-folding chaperone binding; protein folding chaperone; ATP binding. The annotation marks the transcript as partial. Gene Ontology annotation, cellular component: mitochondrial matrix; plastid. The record is from RefSeq and is a predicted model, not a curated record. NCBI's taxonomy places the organism in Eukaryota, Bacillariophyta, Bacillariophyceae, Surirellales, Neidiaceae.
CUAACACCGCUGGGCAACCUCGUACUCGUCCGCGUCAAGGACACCUUGACGGCGACCGGCGGUGGCAUUUUGUUGCCCGAUCAGUCCAAAGAGCGUCCCACCGAGGGAGUUGUCGUAGAGGCCGGGCCCGGGAAAAUACACCCGCUUACCGGAGUCCGUAUCGAGAAUCCCAUCAAACCCGGUGUAUCGGUGUUGUACGGAAAGUUCGACGGUCGACCCUUGGAAUACCAAGGGGAUGAGUGUCAGGUAAUCCGGGAUGACGACGUGCUC